This is a messenger RNA of Vitis riparia (riverbank grape), 1699 nucleotides long. RefSeq names its product geranylgeranyl diphosphate reductase, chloroplastic-like. Gene Ontology annotation, molecular function: FAD binding; oxidoreductase activity, acting on the CH-CH group of donors, NAD or NADP as acceptor. The record is from RefSeq and is a predicted model, not a curated record. Gene Ontology annotation, biological process: photosynthesis; chlorophyll biosynthetic process. Bases 88 to 1488 code for a protein of 466 amino acids. NCBI's taxonomy places the organism in Eukaryota, Viridiplantae, Streptophyta, Magnoliopsida, Vitales, Vitaceae. The transcript has a single exon. Gene Ontology annotation, cellular component: chloroplast thylakoid membrane.
AGGCACACUGAAUAAGUUCACAAGAGCCAGUCACUCUCACCGUCUCACCUGCCUCCUUCUCAUCUUCUUCUUCACCUAAAUUCAUCAAUGGCAGCUGCUACUCCCCUUUACCUGCAAAACAAACCCCACCACCACCAUCAUCAUCAUCUAUCUUCUCUCUUUUCUUCUUCGCUUCCUUUCUCCAUCAAAACAACUCCACUCUCCACCUCUAAACCCUCCUCUCUCAUCAUUUCUUCUAUAUCUAAUCCACUUCUCCCUGGCCGUAAGCUCCGAGCCGCCGUCAUCGGAGGCGGCCCUGCAGGAUCCUCUGCGGCCGAGACUCUCGCUGCCGGCGGCAUCGAGACCUUCCUCUUUGAACGCAGCCCCGCCUCCUCCAAGCCCUGCGGCGGCGCCAUCCCCCUCUGCAUGCUCGAAGAGUUCUCCAUUCCGCCGGAGCUCGUAGACCGGAGAGUCACCCGCAUGAAGAUCAUCUCCCCCUCCAACCUCACCGUCGACUUCGGCAAAACCCUCAAGCCCAACGAGUACAUCGCCAUGCUUCGCCGCGAGGUCCUCGACUCAUUCCUCCGCCGCCGGGCCGAGUCCGCCGGCGCCACCGCAAUCACCGCCCUCGUCACCUCCCUCGACCUCCCCUCCUCCCCGGCAUCACCGUACGUCAUCCACUACAACGCCGGCGGAUCCCGCCACUCCCUGGCCGUCGACGUGGUGAUCGGAGCCGACGGCGCCAACAGCCGUGUCGCGAAAUCCAUCAAGGCCGGCGACUACAGCUGUGCUAUCGCCUUCCAAGAACGAAUCAAACUCCCGGAGGAGAAAAUGGAGUAUUACCAAGACCUAGCGGAGAUGUACGUAGGAAACGACGUGUCGCCGGAUUUCUACGCCUGGGUAUUCCCGAAAUGCGACCAUGUGGCAGUGGGCACGGGCACGGUGUGCUCAAAGCAGAAUAUUAAGUUGUACCAAAGAGGAAUCCGAGAAAGGGUUGAACCCAAGAUCAGCGGAGGAAAAGUGAUCAAAGUAGAGGCCCAUCCCAUACCAGAGCACCCGCGCCCUGUCCGUAUCCGAGGCCGCGUGGCCUUAGUGGGGGACGCGGCAGGGUACGUGACAAAGUGCUCGGGCGAGGGCAUAUAUUUUGCUGCAAAGUCGGGAAAAAUGUGCGCAGAGGCCAUAUUAAAAGCCUCGGAAGGAGGGUUGCGGAUGAUAAGCGAGGAGGAUUUAAGGAGGGAGUAUCUGAAGGAGUGGGAUGGGAAGUACUUGGUAACAUACAGGCUGCUGGAUUUGUUGCAUAGGGUGUUCUACGGGAGCAAUGCGGCGAGGGAGGCGCUGGUGGAGCUGUGUGGGAACGAGUAUGUGCAGAGGAUGACGUUUGAGAGCUAUUUGUACAAGAGGUUGGCUGAGGGGGAUGGGUGGGAGGAUGCUAAGAUGGUUUUCAAUACAUUUGGGAGUUUGAUUAGGUGUAAGAUUGUGGGGAGAGACGUACAGGCUUUGAGGGUGUGAGUUGUGAGGACUUUGCUUGUAUUGGGGAGAUGUGGUCUAAUAUAUGAACUUAGCUUUGUGUUGGAAGGUGUAGCCCAGUAUUUGGAAUCCAAUGAUUUGAGAUUCAUUUGCUGUAGGCUGCCACCAAAGUUGUAUUAUUUUCUUUAUGUAUCAAUUAUCAUCACUAGUUCUGCAAUGCAAUGCAAUGAAUGCAGGAACAACUUCAGAAGCA